Molecule: messenger RNA, 810 nt
Organism: Tachysurus vachellii
Lineage: Eukaryota; Metazoa; Chordata; Actinopteri; Siluriformes; Bagridae
Product: protein C19orf12 homolog
Exons: 3
Coding region: 147-668 (173 amino acids)
Source: RefSeq, a predicted model, not a curated record
AUGUUAGGUGUAACAGGAAACAGACGUCAGUGCUGAAUGUUGUACAUGUAAAAGAAAUGCAAACGAUCCGGAAAGAGCAAGAAAUACAGGCGGACUGAACUAUUAUAAACACACACGCACGCGCACAAACACACUCACACACACGCAUGCACGCACACACACACACACACACACGUACGCACGGAAACACCGGCUGUUUACUUUCACUUAGACAGUUCUUCAUUUCUGCAAUCAGAAGUACAAUGGAGCAGAAGAUAAACGAUGUUGUGCAGAUGUGCUGUGAGGUCUCAGCGAGCUGGGAGAUGAAGGCUGCAGUGAAAGGUUCUCUGAAAGGAGGAGCGAUGGCUGGAGGGAGCGCUGUGAUGGGGGGCCUGCUGCUCGGACCGGCCGGAAUCGCUGUCGGUGCAGCAGUCGGAGGUCUUCUGGGUGCCUGGAUGACCAACGGUCAGUUUAAACCAGUUCCUCAGAUCCUCAUGGAGCUUCCAGCACAGGAGAAACAGAAGCUUUACUCUGAGAUCAGUGUGAUUCUGGGAUCUCUGGACUGGACAGACGUCACUCAGCUGAUGUUUAUUGUUCGAGGAAAUAACACACUGCUGCAGAGAGUCGAAGCUGGGAUUCAGUCUUUCGUAAAUAAAAGUCUAGGUGCUGAACUGAAAUACGGAGACUAAGAGCAGAGACGUGAGAGCAGCACAGAACUCUCGAUAAAAUAGAAUCUGUUUUUGAGUGAAUAUUUAAUCAUUAGAUAUUUCUGUAAAGCUGCUCUGUGAUCCACUGUGUACAAAUAAAUUAAUUAGAUUCACCAUUUACAAA